Molecule: messenger RNA, 630 nt
Organism: Poecile atricapillus (Black-capped chickadee)
Lineage: Eukaryota; Metazoa; Chordata; Aves; Passeriformes; Paridae
Gene: GAD1
Product: glutamate decarboxylase 1
Exons: 5
Coding region: 1-630 (209 amino acids)
Biological process (GO): GABA biosynthetic process
Cellular component (GO): presynaptic active zone; cytoplasm
Molecular function (GO): pyridoxal phosphate binding; glutamate decarboxylase activity
Source: RefSeq, a predicted model, not a curated record
AUGGCUUCCUCCGCUCCCUCGUCCUCCAACGAUGCUCCGGACCCCACCCCACCUAAUCUGAGACCCACAACUUACGACUCGUGGUGCGGCGUGGCUCACGGGUGCACCAGGAAGAUCGGGCUGAAGAUAUGCGGGUUCCUGCAACGGACCAACAGCCUGGAAGACAAGGGCCGGAUCGUCAGUUCUCUGAAGGAAAGGCAGUCCUCCAAGAGCCUGCUGGCAUGCGAGAACAGUGAGAAAGGAUCCAGGUUCCGGCGCACCGAGACAGACUUUUCCAAUCUGUAUGCCAGAGAUUUGCUGCCCUCCAAGAAUGGUGAGGAGCAGACCAUGCAGUUCCUGCUGGAGGUUGUGGACAUCCUCCUCAAUUACGUGAGGAAGACGUUCGACAGAUCCACCAAAGUGCUGGACUUCCACCACCCACACCAGCUCCUGGAGGGCAUGGAGGGCUUCAACCUGGAGCUUUCGGACAACCCUGAGUCCCUGGAGCAGAUUCUGGUGGAUUGUCGGGACACACUGAAAUACGGAGUGAGGACAGGUCAUCCUCGCUUUUUCAAUCAGCUGUCCACAGGACUGGACAUUAUUGGCUUGGCUGGGGAGUGGCUGACAUCUACUGCUAAUACAAACAUGUAA